GAUCUUACAUGCCUCCCAAAUUGGGUGUUGCAUCUGAUCGACGGGUCGAUCGCGUGCAGACGAAAGAAUUUCGGUCGUAACUGCUUCAAGUUCAUCUGCAGCUGCCUAUCUGUCAAAGCCUUUGCUCUUCGGGCUCUUAGUCUCGGUCGAAUCUUCUUUGUAUAUCUUAUCUGAGGUUCUAUAAUCCCACCACAUAAAAGGAGCUACCUAGUCUCCACAAUGGCGAUUCAAGAUGAGUUUGUUAUGACUAUUGACUCUGACGCAGAGGACGUGCCACCACCACCACCUCCAAGCAAGAAAGCCAAAGGAAAGCAGCCUCUUGUUGAUGAUGAGGCUCAGCUUAAUUCAGACUUUACCUUCGAUGUCACUGGGGAUCCUUACGAUGACAUACUUGACGGACCGGACAGUGUAAAAGAUCUUGUCAAGAAAGGUUCGAAACCAGAGCCUAUUUCUGUUGAUGAUAUCAUUGAAAGAAGAAAACUCCAACGAGCUACUGGGAAACGGAAACGCGCAGAGGAAGAAGACGAGUCAGACGAAUCAGAUGAAGACGAAGAUUCUCUAUUGGAUAGUGAGAAUGAAGCAGAAGAUUUCCACGUCCUUGAGGAUGACGCGAGUGAGGAUGAAGAUCCUCUCGCGUCUUCGGAUGAAGAAGAGGGUCGGAAUGAAGACGAAGAGCUUGGUGAAGAAGACUCUGAUGCCGCUUCGUCGUCAGAUGACGACUCAGAAGAAGAGGAUCAAGCAACAAAGGAUCGAAAAACCGCAUUCUUCGCCGAAGAAUCUGGUUCCACCGAGGAGCAUGCGUCGUUUUUGACCAUGAACCUAUCACGACCCAUCCUCAAGUCCAUCACAUCUCUUGGUUUCAAUAAACCUACACCAAUUCAGGCGGCUACCAUACCUGUAGCUCUUCUAGGGAAGGAUAUUGUUGGCAAUGCCGUGACAGGUUCAGGAAAGACCGCUGCUUUCAUCAUUCCAAUGUUGGAACGACUUUUAUACCGAGAACGUGGUACGAAAGCUGCCGCUACGAGGUGCCUUGUCCUUGUCCCUACGCGUGAACUAGGUGUGCAGUGUUUUGAAGUCGGAUCAAAGCUCGCAGCGCACACAGAUAUCCGGUUCGCUCUCGUUGUCGGCGGGCUGUCUUUGAAAUCUCAAGAAGUCACCCUUCGUACACGUCCAGACGUUGUUAUUGCCACUCCCGGUCGACUAAUUGACCACUUACGCAACUCUCCUUCGUUCACUUUGGAUACCCUUGAUAUCUUGGUGCUUGAUGAGGCCGAUCGUAUGCUCUCAGACGGGUUUGCGGAUGAGCUGACGGAGAUCAUUAAAUCAUGUCCAAUGUCUCGACAAACCAUGCUUUUCUCCGCUACGAUGACGGAUUCCGUAGAUGAGCUCGUCAAGAUGUCACUCAAUAAACCAGUUCGGCUCUUCGUCGAUCCCAAGCGCAGUACAGCUCGCGGCCUUCUGCAGGAGUUCGUUCGAGUGCGCGCCGGAAAGGAGUCAGAACGAUCCGCUCUUCUUGCCGCGCUUUGCAAGAGGACGUUCAAAUCAGGUGUCAUUAUCUUCUUCCGUAGUAAGAAGUUGGCACAUCAAAUGCGUAUUGUAUUCAGUCUACUCGGUAUGAAGUGUAGUGAGAUACAUGGUGAUCUCACACAGGAACAGCGUCUGAAUGCUUUACAACAAUUCCGAGACGGUGCUGUCGAUUUCCUUAUGGCAACCGAUUUGGCUUCCCGUGGUCUCGAUAUCAAGGGCGUUGAUACGGUCAUUAACUACGACAUGCCUGGACAACUGGCCCAAUACCUCCACCGAGUUGGCAGAACUGCCAGAGCAGGGAGACUAGGACGGUCCGUUACACUCGUGGGAGAAGCCGACCGGAAAAUGUUGAAAGCUGCCAUAAAACGUGCUUCCGCAGAGGAUAAAGUCCGACAUCGGCAGGUUCCUGCAGAAGCAGUGGCUAAGUGGGCGCAGAAGCUAGAGGACCUCAAGGACGAGAUUUCCGAGGUCUUGCGCGAGGAGAAGGAAGAGAAACAGUUUCGACAAGCUGAGAUGGAGCUUAAGAAGGGGCAAAACUUGAUUGAGCAUGAAGCGGAGAUAUAUUCGCGUCCUGCAAGAACGUGGUUCCAGACUGGAAAGGAGAAGGAGCAGGCUGGAGCUGUUAGUAAGCAAUUGUACGAGUCCGGCUUCAAGCCUGCACAAAACGCAAAGCAGGUCGCUGCAAAUGCGGAUAAGCCUAAACGUGAUAAGUUCUCUGGUCUUUCUAGGAGAGUGAAGAGGCGGAAGAUGGCUUUGGAGGAAGAUGACGCUGUCGAGACUGGCGCGAUCAAGGCUGCGGUGCGGUCUGCUAAGAAGUCAUCAAGACCAAAGAAAAUUGGUGAGCCGGAAAGUAAACCACAAUCGCGCAAGACAAAGGAUAAGAAGUCGAAGGCUAAGCGACCGAAGGGCGUGAAAGCUCGUUCGGGUGGAGCAUUUGACACGGAUUUAGGUCAGAGAUCCUCGCGAGAAGGUGUUAGGGCGAAGAAGGGGGAUAAAAUAGGCGGAAUGGGUAAGAAAGGAGGAGGCAAGAAGAAAGUCUAGUAGCCCGAUACCGUAGCGUUCGUGGAAUUGCGUUUUUCUGUUCAUCUUGAGCUGUUAUAUUGGAUUCUAUUAAGUUAAACGUUAAACCUUCGUUGUGCCGCUUGAAACGCGGUUGUCACAGAGCUUGGUCACAUCACAGACACGAUAUGCCAGG
Molecule: messenger RNA, 2722 nt
Organism: Somion occarium
Lineage: Eukaryota; Fungi; Basidiomycota; Agaricomycetes; Polyporales; Cerrenaceae
Source: the annotation of a GenBank genome assembly